Pteronotus mesoamericanus is the source of this 1207-nucleotide messenger RNA. RefSeq names its product centromere protein O (gene CENPO). The record is from RefSeq and is a predicted model, not a curated record. The transcript has 8 exons. Bases 185 to 1066 code for a protein of 293 amino acids. Gene Ontology annotation, cellular component: Mis6-Sim4 complex; kinetochore. NCBI's taxonomy places the organism in Eukaryota, Metazoa, Chordata, Mammalia, Chiroptera, Mormoopidae.
GCCGGGAUCAGGGAGGGGCCCUGAGCGCUGCCAUGUUUUUGUACGGUGGGUGCGCAAAGCAUGCUGGGUCCGAUUGUCUUGGUUUUGAAGGAGAGAACCGCGGGAACUCUCGUCCCUGCACUGGCAAGGAAAUCUCGGUGCCAACGCAGCUUCCUGGGAAGGCUCUUGGGAAUCUGAGGAGGAGAUGAGCCUGGAGUAUUCUUCAAGUCAGGAGGGCGAGGCCAAAGGAGGUGUUCUAGCUCAUUUGGAAAGACUAGAAGCUAGAUCCCGUAAAAAAUGGGAAGAACCACAGGGAGCACAGGCGGCGGACAGUGCUCUUGGAAGCAAAAUUCAUCAACUGAGAAGCCUGAGAGACAAACUGAGGGCUGAAGUGAAACAACGCCGAGCCAGAGUUGAAGCCAGUGUCGAACCUGACCAAACAUUGGAGGUCAGCAGGCAAGUUUUGGAAAGAAAAUGGGAAAACAUGAAAGCCAUUCUGCAAGCCUAUCGUUUUACAGGACUCAGUGGGAAACUGACCAGCCGGGGCGUCUGUGUUUGCAUCCAGACCGCUUUUGAGGGGAACCUGCUGGGUUCCUAUUUCGUGGACCUUGUCAUACAGAAACCGCUUCGGAUACAUCACCAUUCAAUUCCAGUCUUCAUUCCCCUAGAGGAGAUAUCUGCAAAAUACUUGCAGACUAAUAUUCAGCACUUCCUGUUCAGUCUAUGCGAACACCUGAAUGCUUACUCUGGGAGGAAGUACCAGGCAGAUCGACUUCAGAGUGACUUUGCAGCCUUUCUGGCAGGGCCCUUGCAGAGAAACUCACUGUGUAAUCUGCUGUCAUUUACGUACAAAGUGGAGCAGAGUGGCCAGGCCUUCCCAUUUGGUGCCAGGCUGCUCUACAAGGACCUGACAGUAACCCUCCCAACCGACGUCACCAUUACUUACCAAGGGACAGACACAUUAUCCACCUCAUGGGAAGAACAGCGAGCCACCCAUGAACACCUAUUCUGUACUAAGCCCCUACAUCAAGUGUUUGCUUCAUUUGCAAGAGGAGAAGAAAGGUUGGAUUUGAAGCUAGUCUACUAGAAUAUUAUUUUGAUUGAGAACACAUCAAAAGUAAAAGGAACUAUUGCACUUCCUGUUCUCAUGACUAAGGUGACAGGGGUUCCAGAAGAACCUUUCAAGAUUAUCAGGACAAGGGCCCUUCCACCUGACUUGGACCACACG